AUGGUUCAGCAAAAAAGGAAGGUUGUAGAAGGAAGCAAAAAGACAUUUGAAAAUACCGAGACGGAACCAACGAUCGAGAAAAUUGGGGAGCUUGAACGUGGAAUUGCACAAAAUAAAGCGAAUUACAAUGAUAUACUUACUCUUCUCGAAUUAACAGAGCAUCAAGCGCCAAAAGUUAUACACGCAUCAAUCCACGCAUUAUAUCGCAUAUUUACUCCGCUACUAUCGAGAGGGGAAUUGUUACGGCCAAAGAAGGUGUCAAAAGAUGAUACCGACAAAGCAACCAUAGCAUUGUGGUUGAGGGAUAACUAUGUGAAGUUUGUUAAUCGGCUGUGCGAGCUACUUAAACGUGCUGAUUCUGAACUACAGAUUUCUUCAUUGAAAAUUCUAUUGGAUCUCUUAAAGACAGAAUCUAUACAGUUGACCUCAUUAUCUGGAACUCAUCACUUUGCCAAUAAUCAUUAUUAUCGAGUAGUUGAAUCAUUGCUCAACAAUCAUAAUUUUAACGAUCCUCUGCGAAAGGAAUUUGUGGAGAAAUAUUUUGGAGUUUAUGAUGAUUUACGAUUUUAUUUUCUGAAAGACGCCGUCAAGGUCAUAAACAAUGCUCUUGAUAACGUCAACAAGAAGGAUAACACUGAACCUAUAUUAAAGAAGUCUUCAGAUAAGCCUGAUGUCCAGAAUAUGAAUAUUCUGAUGGAGAAUAUAUUUUCGAUACUGGAAAAGUUACGAACCAUGCCCACAGAACCAUCAGAAAUUGAUGACUUUUGGACUGGUCAUCCAACUCCCAAUCUCGAAAGUAAACCAGAAAAAGACCAAGCAGAGGAAGACAAUUCAGCAUAUCUGUCAUCAUCUUCAUCCAUCGAAGAUGAAUCUCCUCGGAUAAAAUCCGUUCAACCAUCAAAGAAAUCUGUUCCAGCGAUUCUAACGCUUGCGGCUCAUAAGAGAGCAUUUAAUGACUGUUGGUUGGCGUUAUUGAAACUUCCAAUGACUGAAGAGUCAUAUAAGAAAAUUUUACUCAUGAUGCACAAGAAGGUCAUUCCACACAUGACUCAGCCGACUAUGCUAAUGGAUUUCCUAACUCAGUCAUACGAUGCCGGGGGCGUAAUAAGUUUACUCGCGUUGAAUGGAUUAUUUACACUCAUUCAUGAGCAUAAUCUCGAUUAUCCAGACUUUUACAAGAAACUUUAUAGUCUGUUUGAUAGGGAUUUGAUGCACGUGAAAUAUCAAUCCCGAUUCUUUCGCCUUGCUGAUCUGUUUCUUGCUUCAACGCAUUUACCAGUGCAGUUAAUCGCAUCAUUUAUCAAACGAAUGUCGCGGUUAGCACUUGCGAGUCCUCCUCACGGAAUCAUAAUUAUAUUACCAAUGAUAUAUAACUUGAUAAAAAAACAUCCUGCAUGUAUGGCGUUGAUUCAUCGUGCUAAUGAGGAUGGGCAGAAACAUGCUUGUGGAAGCUCCACUGGGACGGAUCCUUACGAUUUCUACGAACAAGAUCCAAUGAAGACUGGUGCAAUAGAUAGUUCUUUAUGGGAAUUGAAAACAUUACAGGAGCAUUACUAUCCGAACAUAGCAACACUAGCUAAAAUAUUUCAAGAGAAAUUUACAAAACCCAAUUACAAUCUUGAGGGCUUUCUGGAUAAUAACUAUACAACGUUAUUCGAAAUUGAGAUGAACAAAAAAUCAAAAAAGAAUAGGGACCCUCCCCUUGCAUUUGAGAAACCUAAAUCCCUAUUCCCUGACAAUGCAGAUGAAGACAGUACUGCGCCGUCAUUCGGUCUGCAAUUCUAUUGUUGA
Molecule: messenger RNA, 1791 nt
Organism: Paraglomus brasilianum
Lineage: Eukaryota; Fungi; Glomeromycota; Glomeromycetes; Paraglomerales; Paraglomeraceae
Source: the annotation of a GenBank genome assembly